AGAUGGCGCGUUUCAGCCGCCUAACCUGUCACGUUGGAAAAUGUAAAUCUUCAGUAGCUUUCCUCUGUUCAGCCGUUUACAGUACUGCAAAUAAAAGUGGAGACGUUUUUAAUCAGAAACACCACAUCGGAUAUGUGCGACCGUGCCGUGACGCUAUGAUUGACAGCUAGCAGUCGUAAGGUUUUUAAGAGUCAGGAAACAUGUCGCUCGUUCAGGGCUAGAAAGCGUCUGGUGUCUAUGAAUGAGAGAGCUCACAGCAAAGGUAAAUAACACACACACUCGGUUUAUGACCACAUAUUUAUAAACUACAACAGCCACAUAGCUGCGGGAAAGUACAAGGGUGAGAUACCAGCACAUGUUCAGAUCUGUCUGGAUUACGCACGGCCUUAUUUAGCCGUCAGCAAUCAUGGUCAUGUGUUUUUGGUGUAAACGGAUUGAAGGUCUGGUCGACUCUCUUGAGGAUAUCAUUUAUCGUUAGGAAAAGGAGAAAAAAAAACAUAAACUAGGGAUACAAACAGCUCAUGAUUUGUUAAUCUUUAACAUCUGUGUCAGGUCGUUUGUCUUCAACCUCAGUUACUGGGCAAAAGACCCACAUGAUCACACUUUUUGGUAGUGACACACUGGCACUGUGUCAGGUUUAAAGUCCACGAUCACAGGGGGCUCCAUACAGGGGACAGUCUCCGUGUUUUUAAUCCAGUUCUUGAAGCUCAAUAAAGGGAGGCAUGCGUGCUGGUGUCACUGGCACAAAUACACAUACACUGAUCAGGGGGGCAGCUCUGUAUUCCUGCAGAACUCUGUCAGGUUCACUGUAACUUCAAUAUUUGAGCUCAAACUGUGAAAUCUAGUUGUAUUUAUUUCCAGCAAAGUGAAGCAGCUAACAGUGAUUUAAGAUUUACUUGUGCAAAUUCCAUGCAACAAUGAACAAUGAACAAAGAACCUUAAAAUAUCCCCUUAAAUCCUCAGGUGGGAGAUCAGAUCCCAGGGGACACUGCUUAAAAUGUACAUCUACAUUUGCACAUCAUGAAGCAAACACACUUCCUGGUGCAUAAAUAGUAUAAGAUUUCAUAGGUUUUUGUGAUCUGGGGGUUGAAGAAGGUGCUGGUCUAUGAAACCUUUUCAUGGUUAUUAAUACUUCAAUUUUUUUAUGUCAUUGACUUAUUUUCCAUGUAGACAUGCUGUAACUGGGACCUCGCAGAGCUGGAGACUGUGUCACCAUGAAGGGCUCCAGCUCCAGAUGGGCCUUCUUCCUGGGCGUCCUGGUGGGGGCCUGCAGUGUCUACUUCUUUGCGCACCAGGUGUGGUUUGAGAAAAGCUACCCUGUGCUGUCAGAGACUCAGGAAAAAGCCAGCACCGUGGGGGUGACACCAAACAGCUGGAGGAAGGAGGGGGGUGCUCUCAUCAACCUGCUCCACCCUCACCAUGCAGGUGCUUAGUAUUCUUUCACACUGGCUUUUUAAUGAGGCACUUAUUUGGUGUGUAUGGCGAGAGAAAUAGAUCACCCUCCAUUAUCAGGUCCCGUGAUCCAUGCUAUUGUCUUGGUACAGUGAGGCAUAUCUGAACAGUGGCAAAUCCAUGCUGGGUAAAAUUCUCAUCCAAACAAGCCAUACACUUCUUAACAUCUCCCUACAAUCAAUAUAAUAAAACUGUUUCACUACAAUGUCUCUGCACCUUAAAGGGAUAUUCCGGUGUAAAUUAAUUUAGGGUCAAACACACCAUAACACUGACUUAGACACCCCGUCGAGAAACGAAUGUUGCCAACCGCUUGCUUCUGUAGUUAUACCAACUUUAGUAACGAUCGCAGGAUAGCAAUAACUGUGGUCUGAGGAGCCAUAAACAAACCUCAACCAAAACACCACUCUAUAGCCACAAAUAAGCCACAUCUUUUUAGCUUUGCCUAAUUUCUUUAGCAAAGAGACUAAACAAAACUCACCUACUCUCUUCUAGCAGCUGCUUGUUUAUAGCGAGACCUCAGGCCAGUCCAUUACAGACUGCAGCGGGGUGACGCAGCUCAAGGAAGAACAUUUAUGAUCAUUUCUUCAUCAUUUCCUUGAAGUAAUAAUCAUCAUAUUAAUCAUUUUGCACUGCAGACACGGUAGUUCUUCUGCCUUGGCGUCUCGUUCUGGUUGCAUUUACAUGAAGAAAUGAUCAUAAAUGUUCUUCCUUGAGCUGCGUCACCCCGCUGUAGUCUGUAAUGGACUGGCCCAAGGUCUUGCUACAAACAAGCAGCUGCUGGAAGAGAUCUCUUUGCUAGAGAAAUCAGGCAAAGCUAAAAAGAUUUUUGGUGGCUAGUACUAUGGCUUGGACCCUAUAUGUACUGUUGAUGAAGUUAGGUGCUGUUCUGAGCAUUAUUUGUGGCUAUAGAGUGGCGUUUUGGUUGUUUAUGGCUCCUCAGACCGCAGUGUAUUGCUUUCCCUCUUGCCUCCUCUAGAGAAGCAAGUGGUCGACAACAUUCAUCUCUCGAGGGGGUGUCUAACUCGGUGUUACGGUAUGUUUGACCCUAAAUUAAUUUUACCCUGGAAUAUCCCUUUAAGAUCAGCAGUCCAUGAUGACAAUACCUGGUGUCUUAUUCUGUCAUUAGUGCCUUUAGUAAUCAUUACUCAAAGAUUUUUUCUCAUCAGUCAUUUAAGUGGUAAAAAGGAGUGAAAAUAGGAAUUAGGGAUUUAACUUUGUUGUGUUGUUUGUUGUGUUACUGUAGAUGAAGACAGCCGGGUUGCAGAUCUGUUGUACCAGAAGGUGCGUGUUCUAUGUUGGGUGAUGACAGGGCCGUACAACCUUGAAAGCAGGGCCCAGCAUGUCAAGGCUACCUGGAGUCGCCACUGCAAUGUGGUGGUGUUUAUGAGUUCAGUGGAGGACCCUGACUUCCCCACAGUAGGACUGGGCACUAAAGAGGGCCGGGACCAGCUCUACUGGAAGACCAUCAAAGCCUUUCAUUAUGUCUACGAGCACCAUGUAGAUGAAGCAGAUUGGUUCUUAAAAGCGGACGAUGACACCUUCGUUGUGGUGGAUAAUCUGCGCUGGAUUCUGUCCAACCACACCCCUGAGGAGCCCAUCUACUUUGGCAAACGCUUCAAGCCUUAUACAAAGCAAGGUUACAUGAGCGGAGGGGCGGGCUAUGUGCUAAGCAAAGAGGCUCUGAAAAGAUUCGUGGAGGGUUUUCGGACCAAAGUUUGCACACACACUACCCCUGUAGAGGACCUGGCACUUGGGCAGUGUUUAGAGAAGAUGAAUGUCAUGGCAGGGGAUUCCAGGGAUACUCUGCAUCGAGAAACUUUCCAUCCAUUUGUGCCCGAGCACCAUCUGACUGGCAAAUUCUCCAAGACCUUCUGGUACUGGAGCUAUUGUUUCUACCCUAUUGUUGAGGCAAGUUUCUUUUCUUCUGCUUUACUAGUGAGCUUUUACUAUAAUGUAAGAGGCAUGAGUCAGAAAAAAAUACUAGAAGUAAACAAAGUUACUGCAUGAUGUUGUGCCUUCAUGCAAAUUUGGCCUCCCACUGUAUACACUACUCCCACUGUAACUGUUGACACUUGCAAAACUAAAUUCGCUACUUUAAUCUUUAAAUUAUUGAUCCAUAUAGGACUGCAAUGAUUUUACUGUGUGUUUAAUAUUUCAGGGACACUGCACAGUAAAAACUUCUUUUCAUUUGGCUGUCAAGCAGACAACUGCACUGUGCCACAAAAAGCCCUUUCGUUCUUGGCGAACAAAUCUUUGCAUAAAUGCACCCAAUAAUGGGAAUUCAGGGCCUUUGCACAAUGAGAACUGUCUCCAUCUGCUCUUAACAGCUUUUUGAUUAGUUUUAAAGCCAAAUCCUUUAACUGGCACAUACACCUCACUAUAUAGAGAGAGAAACAGGAAUUGUGGUAAAAGAGAGAAAAAGUGGGGCAGUGUUAAAAUCUAACUCAUGCUGGGGUAUGAUAUCUCACAGUCAGUGCAGUACCACUGUCUUUGCACAGCUGCCCUCCUAACUGUGCCAAACCUGCGCCCUAAGAAAACAACAGUUUAUGUGAACAUUUAUUUAAAUCUUCUGUUUGACCCAUAUCCUAUCUAUUGGAAUAGAGAAAGCAGAUUUUAUGACUUAUGGUGCAGCCAGUUGCCAGGGAAAGCCCUAAAAAUAUUAGCUUUUUUUGGGGGGAGCUGUUAAGUCGUCCAAUUUUUAGAAAUCUGUUGUAUUGUAUAUUGUCUGCACUCAUCUAAAGAAAGUUGCUAAAGUGAGAUAGUAAUCCUUCCUGUCAGAGGCUUUCAGCAGCAUAGCCCUUAGAAAUAACAAAUGGACAUAAUAAUUAACCAAUCAAUAUUUAUAUAGCACCAUUUCACAACAAGUGUUAUCCCCAGAUGCUUGAUAAAAGAGACCAUUCUUUAUUUCCAAAUACCCAUCUUCACAUAUAAAUGAUAUGUGAAGAUGGGAUAAGAUUGGGCCCCAACUUAUGAGAUCAGACCCACUCCCAUCCCAUUUUCAACCACAUGAAUGUGACACUUUGCAGCAUUUAGCAAGUUACAAUGGAGAAGAAAAAAGUCUUUUGAACAGGCAGAAACUUUGAGCAGAACCAGACUCAUGUAGAAAGUCAUCUGCUGAGACUGCAUUGAGUUAAGAGAGGGAAGAAUGAGAAUGAGGGAGAGAUGCCCAAUGUGCCAGUACCCCUGACAGUCUUAACCUAUAGCAGCAUAACUCAGAGCUGGUUCAGGUCUGGACCAGCUCUAACAAUAAGCUUUAUCAAAGAGGAAAGUUUGACGUUACUCUUCAAGAUAGAGAGGGUGUCUGCUAGAUCAUGUUAGACUGAUACCCUCUACUGCAGUUAUGUCAUUAAAAAUGUCUCUCUAAGGUGUUUGGGGUCGGGAAGAAUAACUUCAGUUUUGUCAGAAAAAAGUUCCUCAUCAUUUAGAUCUUUUAUUUCUGUAGGCAUUCUUCAAGUGAAGUGAAUCUAAUGGUUUCUCCUGGCUUCAGUAAUACAUUUAAUUUAAUAUCAUCUGCAUAGAAGUGAAAAUUGAUGGAAUGUUUCCUGAAAAUAUUUCUCAUGUAUAUAAGGUAAAGAGGAUUGGUCCUAACAUCAAACCCUGUGGAACUCCAUAACUGACCUUGAUAUGUACUGAAGAUUUUUUUCUUAACAUAUACAAACUGUUAAUGAUGAAAUUAAUAUGAUACAAACCAAACUAAAGCAGUUCCAGAAAUACCCCUUUGUUGUUCUGUAUCAGGAUUGGAUAGUCAUUUGUUCUUAAGCAGCACUUAUUAGCAAUUUAAUAAUUGGUAUGUAAAGCAUGCAUGCAGAAAUUUCAUAGUACUAUGCUUCGUGUUUCACACAUUUUACUCAUUUAGGUAAGUGUCUUAACACAGACACACAUGACAAAAGAAAAAACUGAUCAUUUGGCUAGUAGGAAGCUGUUUCGUCACCUUUAUAUUUGUCAACCAAAAGGGAAGUUAAAUCCUCAAAAAUAGCAACGGUCAUUGUACUAAAAAUAUUGCACUGUACUUAGGAUGAUCACAGUUGACCAGUGUUGAGGCACACACCAUAUCAAAUAACAUUUCUGAUUUGAUCCAAUUUGCUCUUUUUUCACACAGUAAGUUCUGUAUCUACACUGAGAGAAAAUUGUUAGAAAAGAGCGGCAAACUGGCACAAACAAUUCAAGUGCAAGGUGGUGUGCAGUGAGCUGUUUCAACACACAGACCUCCUGCAGAGUGGAUUAGCCUAAAUAAGCAGGGCCAAAUCAGUUGGGUAGACAUGCUUUUCAGGGCGUUGAUCCACUGGCUGAAUCCUUUAACAUAAUUAAUGUACAUCUGCUCUUCCUCUGACAGAAAUGUUCUUUUAUUUUUCAAACGUACAGCAGCAACCUAUUUUCCAGCUGAAAGUGAGUUAGUUUGCAGCAUGCUGUGAUUUUGCUGUUGUUGUUUUAAACUAAAUAUAUGUUCAGUCAGUCAAUAAUGACUCAUCACAGGGAUAAUAACAAAAUAAAUGAAAUGUGAUUAUCUGGCACUUUUACAUUCCGUCCCUGACCCCUUCAUUAAACCAGUGAAUUAAAAAAGAAUGAGUUCAUUUUAAAGUAGAUGAUUGUAGCAAAGACAAUGUCCUGUCAACAAAGGAGAAAUUGGUCAAUUUGUUGCUGAUGAUGCAACUAAUUCAUUGUACUUUGCAAUUAAAAUGAGACAGGUCUAUUACUGAAGCUGUCACACCCUGGCUGCUGUUGUGCUGAGAUGCUUUGUUCUCAGCGGUUUGAAAGGGAAAUAUCAAAACAAAUUUACUCUUACUAAUAAUUAUAUAUUUUUUUAUCUCUCUUAAAAUGGAAAUUUGUGGUUUCAGAAAUGUCAGUGUAUAAUGAUUCAAAGGAGAAGGCAUGUAAUACUGAACAUCCUCCUUGUUGGGAAGUAAAAAGAAAAAGACCAAAAAAAUGAACGGCUUACUACAUAUUAGAUUAUAGUAGUUAGAUAUAUCAUGAAGUAUGACAGCACAUACAUUAUAACAGGUAGGACUUCUCACUUUCUGGUUCACAACAAAGAGACAAUAUUUAAAUACUCCAUGUUUACUUCUUAAAGGAUUUAAGAGGAGAGUGUUUGUCAAAGUAUCAAUGCAAUGUCCUACAAGUAUUGCCCUGCACUUAGGAUGAUUUUUAAGCCAAUACUGAUCAUUGGUAAUUACCUGCUUCUAAUGGCGAUUAAAGGCAUGGUUGACGAUCUGAGAAGCAGUUGAGGCAGAUUUGAAAAAAGUGUCCCACCCUCCACACACAAACCUCUCCCCUCUGUGCUCCACGAUAACUCCCCCAAACCUGUAUCGCCCUCCCCCUCUGGCAGAGCAAGAAGCCGGCCUGCAGAAGAUCCUACGCUAGCUUCAAAUAGGAUUCAUCAUGUCGGUUUGCUUGUGACUGUCCUGCAGCUGCCUGGAUAGCUACCUUGUUGACUUUGCUGAGACUAAUAAGAGUUAUUUAUGUAACAUGUGCCACGAUAAAAGGUAAAAAUUACCUGUUCAACAAAAACUCUGCUGUUUUGCCGUCUGUUUUCAGGGCCCAAAUCCUGGCGGAGCUUUCUCCACCGCUCGAAGGAUGACCCGAUGUUUAUUCGAGUUAGAAUCCUCGCUCGGUCACAUUCCCUCUUCGACUCUGCUCUUUCUUCUGUCGGCUUGUGUUUUCUUAGCACUUUGGGUGGUGGGGCAAGCAGAAGUUUUUUUCUUUUUCUUUUUUUUUUUUUUUUUUUUUUGCAUCCCUCUACAUCAUAGCUCCUGAAGCUAAGCUGCUACGCUACUUUUAGCUGCUCAGAGCUCCGGCAGGGGACGAGUCGGAACUAUGGGAGGAGGGGUGUGUUGAAUACAGCGAGGUGAUUGGAUGGAGAGGCGGAGCAGAAGAUUGACCAAUAGGAGCUGUCUGGGACCGAUGGCUCCCAUUGGUUAAUUCUUUUUUCUAUUUACUUUGUAGAGAUCGCACUAUAGGACCAUGAUCGCAAUAUAAACAAGGUUCAUAAUAAUUACCAAUCUCUCCAAUCAUCAAUCAUGCCUUUAAGAUUACCAAUUUUCCUUCACACAUCUUUGUGGAGUUCUUUGUACACAUCUUUGUACAAACUUGAGGGAAAGAAAAGCUAAGCUGUACUGACCAAACAGGAUUUGUUUUAUACCAGUCAGUCAUAGUUACUUUUGUAUGGCAAAAACUGUAUAACCCUUCCUCCAGAACCUCAGUCCAAUGUGUACUUUCACCUUCCUCUGCCUUAGCAUGGUUUGAGCUUCAUACAGCCACUGGGUCAUCAAACUAAGCUUACUCACUGGACUAACAGCAGAAGUCCACAUAUCCAUGGUGAAGCUUGGGUCAUGUUGCUGAUGAGACUGAAUUUGUGUGGGAACCACGUCAAACAGGGCAGGCUGGGAUAUGUUUAAAAGCAAAAAGUCUCAGCUCAGGAGAGUAUACACAGGUUCCAGGUCCUCUGCCACAGAGAUUGGUUGAUCAUUAAGCGCAAUAAUACAGCAGCUGAGUCAUUUAUUGGUUUUGCCUACACGGAAAACUUUCUGCAGCCUGCAAAAGCCUCUAGUAUAGGCACCACAUCACUUGUCUUUCUUAGUGCUAAUGCUAGCUUCAACAACUGCUGCUACUUCAUAUUCCUUAAUAACAUCUCUGUGGGCAUUGAGUUUGUUGGUGAUUUGCAAAAUUGGUUGUGUUAGACCUUGAAGACCUUUCCCCCUCUUUGCGGUACAUGUUUUUAAAAUUUUGGCUUAAUUGUUCUAUUGACUCUUUUGUUAGCUUGUGUGAUAGUAAACCCACCAGCAGCCUGUUGAAACUCAUCUAGUUGACUCAUGGAGUUGAUUUUAAUACAAGUCCUGCCACUACAAAGACAAAUAGCCAACCAUAGUUUAGAGUUUUUGGGGUGGUCUGUCAGAUUUCAAGGCAGGGCCCCCUUGCCUUUCAGCUUUUAUCCAGAUGAAACUUCAGAUUCUGUUUUUGGUUUAGCUCAAAGACACUCUCCAGAUGCUUAAUAUACGACUUAUGCAACACUGCUCUAUUAAUAUGCAGACAAGAAUAGUCCCCAACAAAUGCAGUGUCUUCUCCUGUCUGAGUAAAGAUUAAUUUUCAUUGCUUUACUGCUUUAUUGAUUUUAGGAAGAUACUCAACCAUUCAAAAACUGAGCCACAUGAACUUGUUGCUGUUACAUUUAUUCAGGCUUGAGGCUGAAAGCUCUGACUGGUAUUUAUCUUGUUCUUAAGAUUAAUAUCAAUAGUGAUCAGUUUUGGUUUGCUGCAAAGAAAAUUAGCUGAUUUAGGUUCGAUAAUUACUGAACACAGUCACUUAAGUAGGAAUCCCAUCAAGCUAGCUCAGGCAGUCAACUCCAGCUGCAUUGAAUUCACAAUAGACGUGCCAUUCUCACAAUCACAUGACAAACACACGCCUAACUGGGCGUCUUGUUUAAGCUCAGAAUUUCUGUUCCUUGUUUCUGCUUGCUAUUGCCUCUACCAUGUGCUUAAGUGCUGCACUCACAUUUUUAGCCCCUCCAGCACCCUGUCAUCCACCUGCAGGCUCCAGCUGAGAGGUUUAAGAUAAGGGGCUCUAUUUUGGUGCAUCGCCGGAGAUCUGCCGCAAGCGCAGCGUCAAUCAGAUCCGCCGCGCUGACAAGGCGUUCCCAAGCACAUUUUGGUAUUUUGGUGAGCCGCGCAGCCUGGCGUAAGUAUCCCCCCUCCCUAACUCAGCUCCUCCCGGCAGCAUAAAUCAUAGACGGGGAGGAGAGGGGGUUUAACACAGCCGAGACCUGUUUUCACCAAUCACAUUAGCUCCUCUCCUCGCCUUUAAAUCCGCCACAGGCGAGGCGUAUUACUAUUUUCAUGAAGUAGUCAAAGAGAUCAAGAGAUGUCUGAAGACAGUUAUGCCACACGAUGGCGACAGAGGGCAGCUGCUCAACAAGUGUCCUCCACACUCUCUCAUCUGAGCACAGAUGGAUUUGGUGUGCGUAAUGUUGGACCCACUGGUAAGACAAACACCCUUUUCCACAAAUAAAGACACUCACAUAAAGUUGCAUAUAUUCAAACCUCACGUGACAAACGUGGGUUGAUCACAACAUAAACUCCAAAAAGGCAUUAAAAUCGGAACCAUCUGUGCGUAAAUGACGCAUCGCGCUCCGUGGCCUGGCUCUUUCUUUCAUAGAUGUUGGCAUAUAAAAUAAAUUUGGCUCACAAAACUGAAUAUUAUAAUAUCCGUAUGUCGGCUUAAAGUAGAUAACGCAUCUGAGCACUGAAACAAAUCAUUUGUUCAGCCGCAGCAGCAGCAGGAAGACGGACAGAGGACACGGAGACGUGUCCAGGUCGAGCUGUGCAAGAAAUAAGAGGAAGAAAGAAAAGGAGGGAGACACAUUACAUAUCUUGUUAACUUCAUCAUGUGCGUUUAUUUACUAGAUAUUUAAUUUAAUUUGAUGCAGUUUCAGCUGUAUUGAUUCGGUCAGGUUGUGUGUCCAAACGCGUGCCAAACGCGCUCAUCAGAUCAGAUAUAGAUCAGAAUAUAUCGAUAUAGAUCUAAAUGUAUGUGCUGACUCAGAUUAAUAGUUGUUGAUCAUUAUUUAAUGCACUGAAAUGUGCCUGACACUGUGGAAACCUGCCGGUGAGGCAUCAGCGACGUAUGUCGAUACGCCGCCGGUCUACCAAAAUACUACUGGACCAGCUGCGUUCCGCCUUGCGCUGAAAGCUGACCAGGUUUGAAUCGGCGAGCUUUCAGCGCACGUUACACGCCAGUGGCGAGCACGAAAAUGUCACUGCGCCAGCUGAUUCUGUCAACACCUCCCCCUGCCACGCCACCACGCCCAGCUUGGCGGAUCUCGGCUCGCCUCCGUGCGACUCAGUCCACGAAAAUACCAAACUCGCCUUACACCGGGCUCCGCCAGACGAAAAUACAACUGCGCGGGGCUCGCCGCCCUCCGUCGCCUCACCGGCGCGAACGAAAAUAGAGCCCAUUGUUUCAUCACUUCUCAAAAUUCAUAGUUUUCUGCUGUUGAUGCUGCUGCAUUAAACGAUUCAAAGCUUAAACAUGACAUUAUCUUCAAAAGUUGUUAGAAAAAGCACCUCAGUUCAAAUUCAUUGAGUGUGUUUUAAUGGCGUGGCACUGUUUGCUUUCUUCAAUCUUUUGUCUAACCUGUGUCUUGUGUGUAUUUGCUGUGCUUGCCUCCUCAGGGUCCACAGUGCUGCUCUGACCUGGCUGUAUCUUUCCAUUAUGUAGAACCAGAGCUGAUGUACACACUGGAGUACUACACCUACCACCUGAGAGCCUACGGUUACAAGCCACGCUACCGACCCUCUUUGAGGCAUUAUCAGAACCUACGCCCACUCUCACAGACAGCUAUGACGGUAAACCACAAAACUGCUCAGGAGGUGAUGGACAAGAAGAAUCGCACAACUUCAGCCCUCUCUGUAAAAGGAAACCAAACCAGAGUCGAGACAGAGUUGAAGGGGAAAGACAAUUUAAAACCUGGGCUGUUCAGCGGGAACAGAAGCACAGUCACACAUGGAUGAUUGUGUUUCAGCAGGGGUUGAAUGUGCACGACUGUCUGUGAAAGUUGUUUUUUCCCCUGCACAGUGUUUUUCUCUGUCAGGGCUUCAUUAGCAGCAUGUAUCAGCCAGUAAAGACUGUAAGCGCUCAGUGUGAGAGCUUUAAAAUUGAGAAUGAUUCUCUGUCAGACCGAAAGUUCCAUCUGCGUCUGUCAGACACUGAAUUGGCACAAAGGCACUAAGAAUGUUUGUUUUGAGAGUUUUUAGUUCCUGAUCUGAGCUAAAUUUGCAAAGCAAAUGAUUUAAAACAAAUUUAAUUUAUAGUUUGUUUUAUCAGCUGUUUGUUUGAAAUGUGAAGUACUGGCAAUUUUUUUUAAUCCUUUUUGUUAAACAGAAAGACUCAAUCUUAUUAUUAUUUUUUACUUCUCAGAUUUAUUGGUUUAAAUCUCAUCUCCAGGUGUUUCCUCUUAAGUUGACUGCUUUUUUUUUUCAACUUAAUAUCUUUUUAAUCCUUUUGAGCAGUCACUAUUGACUUUUAAUUCUCAGCCAGCAGGGAUGUGAUGUUUGUUUUAGUCGAGAGAAGCAGCACCUGUUGUAAAAAAUGUUUUUUCAUUUUACUUUUAAUGAUGUGAGAAUCUCUUGUUCAGUGCAAAUCCAAACCCUCCUGUGUAUCUGUGAAAGAAAACUGCAGCUUGUGAUGAACACAGUUUUACACAAAACUCUGAUGACUCCCUCUUGUCAAGUCAUCUCAUGAAUCCCAGCAGUAAACACUGUAACAGGUGUGGUUGAAUAUUUCUUUGUCUGCACUGGAGCCAAGCUUAAAGAAUUAACAUAAACAUAGUACAUGGAACAGUUCUGUAUAAAAAUUAUGUUUAUUUUGAACCUUGAAGAAAAUGAAUAACAUGGUAAAGAAAUAGCAUGUGUGUGGUUUAUCACUUCUAAUGAUUUCUGUCUUCAGAUAAAAGGAUCCGUGUAGAUUAUGGAUUCUAUCAUGAGCUAGCUAACAGGUAUACAGUGUGAAUCAUGUCUUUUAGUUAUUUUCAUCAGAUAUGUUCUUCAUUCAGUGUAAUCUUGCUGAUCCUGUGUCUUCAUUGUCGGAUGAAGGUCGCUUUAGCAUGAACCAUUACAGCCCUUGGAGAAACCUGCAACAAGACACACCAUGCAUAUAUAUUACUAUGACUAUUACUAGAUAUUAGAGUUUUAGAUGUGCAAAAUUCACGCCCAAGUAGUAAUUUACUUUUUACAUAUGGAAAAAAAGUCAGUAUCAGUGUUAUUAUUAGGACUUGGAAACUUGCUAAAUAUAUCCGGUCAGCUGUUUUUAAUGUAAGAUAAAUCUUGAUCUGGAGAGGGUGAGAUGUUCCAUCCUCAAUUGUAAAACAAGAGGUACUCACCUCAGCCUGCACUUGUUAAGAAAGAUGCCUCUCCUCUCCGGAUACUCUCUCCUCCAUGGACCAUUAUCUGUGAAAGCACAAAUUAGAAUUAGAUCAUAAGUAAAGUACCUCAAUUUUAAUGAUGACUAGUUCUGGAUUUUCAGCAAGGCCACUGAAUAUAUUUACAUCUUAUGAAACUGUACUCUCACCCGGUUCUGAGUUCCUCCUGCCCAUUAGACCAACAAAGAUGUCAUGCAUUUCCCCUAAUAAGAAGAAUGAGAAACAUUUAAUUUUGUCUGUUACAAGGAUUUCAGUGACUCUAAUCCAAACAUAGCAGGAAAAAAAAAGUCUUACUUUUCUGUGGUGGCGGUACAUCAUUUUCGUCUGAUGACAAUAAAAAGAAACCAAAAGGAAAAGAAAA
This is a messenger RNA of Xyrichtys novacula (pearly razorfish), 12719 nucleotides long. NCBI's taxonomy places the organism in Eukaryota, Metazoa, Chordata, Actinopteri, Labriformes, Labridae. The record is from the annotation of a GenBank genome assembly.